Molecule: messenger RNA, 465 nt
Organism: Brassica napus (rape)
Lineage: Eukaryota; Viridiplantae; Streptophyta; Magnoliopsida; Brassicales; Brassicaceae
Exons: 1
Coding region: 1-465 (154 amino acids)
Molecular function (GO): zinc ion binding
Source: RefSeq, a predicted model, not a curated record
AUGGACCAAGCUGAGAUUGAAGCCUCGCGGGUUCAGUACCCUCCACAGCCUGAGGUCGAGUUCGGCCUCCCGAGGGAAUGCUACUGUGGUGGCGAACCGCUUUUAGCCACAUCAGUCAUAAGGAAUGAUCCGGGGAGAAGGUACUACACCUGUCGGAACGUCGAGGACGGAGACUGCCACGUUUGGAAGUGGUGGGACGUCGCGGUAAUGGAGGAGGUGAGAUGCAUGGGUACGCAAGUUUUUCAGCUCUCUGAUAAGGUAGACCAUCUAGCAUCUUUGAGUGACUAUGAGUCAGAAGUAAACCAGGUAAGAGAUAUCAAUUAUGAGAUGGUGCUGAAGUUGGCUGAGCUUGAGAAGAUUGUUGGUGACUUACCUAGAACUGGUAAUAGGCAUGGCUUUGAACUCGUAGUAGGUGUGAUGUUCUUUGUAGUACUGAUAAUAGUCAUGGUCAUAAUGUUUAAGUAG